Molecule: messenger RNA, 1101 nt
Organism: Pochonia chlamydosporia 170
Lineage: Eukaryota; Fungi; Ascomycota; Sordariomycetes; Hypocreales; Clavicipitaceae
Exons: 4
Coding region: 1-1101 (366 amino acids)
Source: RefSeq, a predicted model, not a curated record
AUGUCUGACGAUGAAGCAGACCCCGAGCUCCUGGAGCUACUCCGCCAGCAUAUGCAAGGAAAACUAAACAUAAAGGAAGAGGCAGAUACAGGUGUUCUAGACGGAGCCGAAUAUGUCUACGACCAAGGGAUUGACGUGGCCAUCGAUAUGCGGUGUACCAAAAACGCAGCAGAGACCAUAUACAGCCAGAUGCAGGAGAAGCAUUAUUCCACAGCAACUUGGUCGGAGCACGAACUGCAUCCCAAGGCCAAGGAUGAGAGCACACUAGCCUUUAUCUUCACUAUGGAUCUGCUGAACUUUUCGUUUUGGUCGGAGUUGCCGGAUGACGAGCGGUUCGCCAUUGAAUACAGGGGGAAGCGGUGGACAGGGUAUUGGAGUCUUGUUGCGGCGAUGCAGAGAGCACUGGAAGAAGAUAUUCCCAUCACUGAUCCACACUAUUGGCAAAAUGAAGAAGAGUGCAACCUGGACUCCCUUCGACACAUAUUCAGAUCGUCCACGGACGAAGAAAUGCCCUUACUACAAGAGCGCCUAGACUGCCUCCGAGAAAGCGGCAGAGUUUUAUACGAACGAUACAGCUGCAGCAUCACAAAUCUCAUAGACGCCGCCGACGGCUCAGCAGCCGAGCUGGUCAACCUCCUCGCUCGAGACUUUUCAUGUUUCCGCGACGAGCACCACUUUGAAGGCAGAAGCCGGCCCGUGAGAUUCUUGAAACGAGCUCAGAUCAUGGUCGCGGACAUAUGGGCAUGUUUUGAGGGCCAAUCCUACGGCGAGUUUUGGGACAUUGACAAGAUCACCAUGUUUGCGGACUACCGCAUCCCCCAGAUCCUCAUCACCCUCGGCGCAUUAUACUGCAGUCCCCCUGUGGCGGUGGCAAUCAAGGAUAAGAAGAUGUUUAAGAGCGGAGACCGCUGGGAGAUGCAGCUACGAGCUUGCAGCAUAUGGUGUGUAGAGUUAAUACGGCGGGAGAUUGUUCGAGCGCACCCAGACACACACGUUAAUGCCAUUCUCAUCGAUUUCUUCCUUUACGACCGCAUGAAAGAACUAGAGGCUGCUGGCAAGGAACCCUUCCCUCACCACCGAACCAGGAGCAUAUGGUACUGA